AUGGGUAUAACUUCAGAUAGAAAGUGGGAUGGUUCUCCUCAAAGAGAGGUGUCAGAGUCACCAGCAGGAUCAGAAGCAGGUAAGUCAACAUCCGAAGGACAGGAAGCAGUCAAGUUAGCACCCAAAGGACUGGAAGCAGGUAAGUUAACACCCGAAGGACCAGAAGCAGGCAAGUCAACACCCGAAGGACUGGGAGUAGGCAAGUCAACACCCGGACGACCGCAAGUAGUCAACACCCGAACGACCGGAAACAGGCAAGUCAACACCCGAAGGACCGGAAACAGGCAAGUCAACACCCGAAGUCAACACCGAAGGACCGGAAACAGGCAAGUUCAGAAGGACCGGAAACAGGCAAGUCAACACCCGAAGGACCGGAAACAGGCAAGUCACCACCCGAAGGACCGAAACAGGAAGUCAACACCCGAAGGACGGAAACAGGACGGAACAGGCAAGUCACCACCCGAAGGACCGGAAACAGGCAAGUCAACACCCGAAGGACCGGAAACAGGCAAGUCACCACCCGAAGGACCGGAAACAGGCAAGUCAACACCCGAAGGACCGGAAACAGGCAAGUCAACACCCGAAGGACCGGAAACAGGCAAGUCAACCCCGAAGGACCGGAAACAGGCAAGUCAACACCCGAAGGACCGGAAACAGGCAAGUCAACACCCGAAGGACGGAAACAGGCAAGUCAACACCCGAAGGGAAAACAGGCAAGUCAACACCCGAAGGACCGGAAACAGGCAAGUCAACACCCGAAUCAACCGAAGGACCGAAACAGGCAAGUCAACACCGAAGGACCGGAAACAGGCAAGUCACCACCCGAAGGACCGGAAACAGGCAAGUCACCACCCGAAGGACCGGAAACAGGCAAGUCAACACCCGAAGGACCGGAAACAGGCAAGUCACCACCCGAAGGCCCGGAAACAGGCAAGUCAACACCCGAAGGACCGGAAACAGGCAAAUCAACACCCGAAGGACCGGAAACAGGCAAGUCACCACCCGAAGGACCGGAAACAGGCAAGUCAGGACCGGAAACAGGCAAGUCACCACCCGAAGGACCGGAAACAGGCAAGUCAACACCCGAAGGACCGGAAACAGGCAAAUCAACACCCGAAGGACCGGAAACAGGCAAGUCACCACCCGAAGGACCGGAAACAGGCAAGUCAACACCCGAACGACCAGAAGCAGGUAAGUCAGCACCCGAAGGACCAGAUGCAGGUAAGUCAGCAACCAAAGGACCAGACGCAGGGAUGUCAGCACCAGAAAGACCAGACACAGGUAUGUCAGCACCCAAAGGACCAGAAGCAGGUAAGUCAGCACCCGAAGGACCAGACGCAGGCAAGUCAGCAACUGAAGGACGAGGAGCAGGAAAAUCAACACUUAAACUGUGUCAGAUAUACUUCGAUUGAUACAGGCAUCGUUUUUAAUGGUUUUAUCUGA
Messenger RNA from Penaeus vannamei (Pacific white shrimp), 1443 nucleotides. The record is from RefSeq and is a predicted model, not a curated record. NCBI's taxonomy places the organism in Eukaryota, Metazoa, Arthropoda, Malacostraca, Decapoda, Penaeidae.